AUGCAACGAAUAGUUGUUUGGCCAGAUAUCGGAUACCGGAAGUCCGGCCUGACCACCAGCCACAAGGAUGGCUUCAUAAAGGUAGAAAGGAGAAAAAAGAGGCCAACUUGUAGGAAUAAGUGCGGAACUGCACAAACUGGACCAAACAUCCUGCUGCGUCCUGCAGUACCAACGACGCAGUUGUACGUGUCCCGUCUACAUCACACCACGACAGUGGAGCAGAUCGUGGAGUAUGUCCGAUCCAAGACCAACUGGACCUUGAGGGUGGCGAAGUUGGAGUCGCGCCACAAUACGAACUUUAAUUCGUUCAUGGUGCGAGUUCCAACUCAUCACGUCGAGACAUUCUUCAAGGAAGAGUUUUGGCCGAAGGGUGUCGUAUAUCGGAGGUUCCGAGGAUGGCUACGCAUCACCACGCAGCGUAACACGACGCCGACACUUAGUGUGCAUUAG
Molecule: messenger RNA, 450 nt
Organism: Spodoptera exigua (beet armyworm)
Lineage: Eukaryota; Metazoa; Arthropoda; Insecta; Lepidoptera; Noctuidae
Source: the annotation of a GenBank genome assembly